ACUCCCGAGUCUGAAUCGCAUCAUACUUCUCAACCGAGUAGAGGCUGGUCCGAGUAGAGGCUGGUCCAUACUCGAGGUCUCUACUAUGCCUGAGGCUCCUAAUUACCACCCUGUCUCGUCGGCAGGUCAAAGCACAGCAUCCCCUGCUUCGACUCCUCCCCCUGUCAGAGCCCCGCCAUCGACCGACUACGACAACCUCGAUGCAGGCCACCAGGGCCACUCUCCUACACACCCGAUGACUUCUACCGUCUUCAAUAAUUCGCCGGCUCAAUAUAACAGCUAUGGCGAUGUCCGUGUUCGCACCGACCAUGUUGCCUGGCCGAGCGAUGGAUCAUCAAUGUACUUAGCGCCACUAAUGCCAGCGACAACCCCAGGUAACCUCCUGACCACCACCGAUAACCACGGUAUUACCGAUAUUCAGCAUUUUCCUGCCCACUUCAUACCACAAUCAUACAUUGGAUCUUUAGGGAACAUGCCUGAUGCUUUCGCGGGGGUGGGGUCACUAAACUUGGACACUGGCUCGGGCUCGAUCGCAUGGAUGCAGGAGGGUAUUGCUGAACCAAGGCUGAUUGGUCUACAAUGUCGGUGGACGGGUUGCACAACUACCCAGCCUUUUGGACGGCCAGCAGAUCUGAUCAGACAUGUGCAAACUAAACAUAUAAGACCGCUGUCCUACCAGUGCCCAGAGUGUGGGCAUCGGUCCAACCGCAGAGAUAAUUUGUUCGAUCAUCGGCUGCGAGCUCAUUACCGUCCGGAGAAUUUGACAAGGAGGCGUUCCUAAAUGCUUUAUCAUAAAUGCUGUCAGUGGCUGGCUUUCCAUGACACUUGGGGCUCGGAUGUCUGGGUAUAUCUCUCGCGAUGUCUUUUCUUCUC
Molecule: messenger RNA, 873 nt
Organism: Aspergillus eucalypticola CBS 122712
Lineage: Eukaryota; Fungi; Ascomycota; Eurotiomycetes; Eurotiales; Aspergillaceae
Exons: 2
Coding region: 86-781 (231 amino acids)
Source: RefSeq, a predicted model, not a curated record